Messenger RNA from Glossina fuscipes, 1627 nucleotides. RefSeq lists its product as uncharacterized. The transcript has 2 exons. The coding region runs from base 165 to 1580 and encodes 471 amino acids. Gene Ontology annotation, cellular component: extrinsic component of mitochondrial inner membrane. NCBI's taxonomy places the organism in Eukaryota, Metazoa, Arthropoda, Insecta, Diptera, Glossinidae. The record is from RefSeq and is a predicted model, not a curated record.
UAGAAGUAGAAGAAGAAAAUAUUAAGCAAAAGGCGGAACAAUAUUCAAUAAUUUUAAAAUUAUAGGUGUCAUUUCUCAUUGGCUUCGUCUAGUAUAACUUAAAAGAAGUGAAAAAAUAUUCAAUAAUUUGGUUUUUUCCGCAAUUUAUUUUUAAAUCCCUAACAAUGAGCUAUGAGCUAUGUUCGGCAUUGCAAUGUAAUGUCUGCCUAGCAUUUGUUGCGUUUCCAGAGCCGAAUAAGCCAACAACUGAAACCCAACCACCAAUGCGUGCGUGUUCUGGGUGCCACUUAGUAAAAUAUUGCGGUAAAGAUCAUCAAAAGAAAGACUGGCGUUUUCAUGGAGAAUUUUGCUGCGCUGUUCAACGCAUUAAGAGUGCUUACAAUGUAAAGCAUCCGCUGCAUUUAUCGAGUAGUGGUCGAGAACCCGAAACAAUUGAAGAAAUGGAGACUGCGCAAAUGCAGCUAAAGUUUUUGCUUACUGAUACUUUAAAACGGCCAUUAAAGACAUAUGAGGAGGAAAUAAUUUCAUUUCCAAGCGUGUGCGGUGUCUGUGUUAAACUGAAAGACUCGCAUGUUUGUCCGCAUUGUCGAUCGCAGGCGUAUUGUUCUUUACAACAUUUAGCGGAACAUUCAAUUGAACAUAAAAAAGUCUGCCAUUUAUUGCGACUAUACUAUUGUCCUUAUAAAGUAAAAGAGCUGCCAACUGAUUUUAAAUUGAACUACAUUGGAAGAGUUAAUAAUUUGCAUAAAAGUAAUUUAAUGACAGCAUUCGAAACAGUUUUCAAUUUAAAAUUGCCUACAAAACCCUAUGAAACAUUAAAAGAUUAUCAAUUGUUUGCCUACGCUAGUGAUUUCAGUUGCAUUGCAACAAUAUGUUUUAGCAUGUGCCAUUUGGAUAUACUGUCCAUGGAGACGAACAAGUUUAUUAUAUACAUUGUGGGAUCGAGUGUUGAGCCGCGCCUUUGGUUUCAGAAAAUUCACACACAAUUUUUCUUUAUGCAGUAUCCCCUUUUCACAACAUUAGAAUUGCAUUUUAUUGGUCCAGAAACGUUAGAAGCGAUGGAAGAGAACAUAAAAUACGAUUUUCUGGGCCAAGAAAGAUAUGUUCACUAUAUAUGCUAUAAAGGAUUAUUUCAGGAGUACGUUAGUUACUUUAAAGGUUAUCCUUCGCUAAUUGUUGCCUUCAAUUGUGGAUUUUCGGAGUAUUCGCAACUUUUCAAGGGGAAUCCAGCAACUCCCAAACUUCCCACACUCCCAGCUGCAAAAAGCUGUACGACAACUCCCACAUCGUCGACGCAGACUGAUGCUUGGCAGAAAGGCAUAUGGGAAAUGCUGCUUUUCUUUAGAAUACCAAUAGUUUUCACUUCUUUCACAAAACUAGAGUCAGAAUUUGAUUUUGCUGCUUUGAGAAAAGCGGCUGAUAUUGGAACUUUUAAAAUGCACGUGGAACGAAUAUUUACGGUAUCAAAAAAUCCAUUCCACGAUCUUCGUCCUCUUAGGCAAUUUCAUAGUGAUGAUGAUGAAGCAUUCUAUUUUCGUAACGGAUACAUACAAGCUAUACAUACACUGUUAAAAAAGUAAUUCCCUUCAUAUGCUUAAAAUUUUUUUAAGAUUUUUAAAAUCAAUAA